AAGAAGUUUUUUCCCCACACGUGAACGCGGAGCUGACACCGGACACUGCCAAAACAUCCCACAGAAUUGACUUUCAACUUCAGGACCUGCUGUGAAUCUCUACCGGGAACACCGACAGUAGAAAACAGCUCACCGGGACUGGAGUGUGUGUGUGUGUGUGUGUGUGCGUGUGUGUGAGUGAGUGUGUGUGUGUGUUUUGGAGCGUCAUUAUGCCAUGGCAUCUCUGGGCAGCUCCUUUGUGCAGAUCAAGUUUGAUGACAUCCACUUCUAUGAGAACUGCGGCGGCGGCAGCUUCGGGAGUGUGUAUCGCGCCCGCUGGCUCUCGCAGGACAGAGAGGUGGCGGUGAAAAAACUGCUGAAGAUCGAGAAAGAGGCUGAGAUUUUGAGCGUUCUCAGUCAUCGGAACAUUAUCAAGUUUUAUGGAGCGAUUCUGGAAGCGCCCAAUUAUGGGAUUGUUACAGAGUAUGCCAGUGGCGGGUCUCUGUUUGACUAUCUGUCCAGCGACGACAGCGAGGACAUCAGUAUGCAGCAGAUCAUGACCUGGGCCAUGGACAUCGCUAAAGGCAUGCAUUAUCUGCACUCUGAGGCCCCGGUUAAAGUCAUUCACAGAGACCUCAAGUCCCGAAAUGUUGUGUUAAGCUCAGAUUCAGUACUCAAGAUCUGUGAUUUCGGGGCGUCCAAGUUUCAUUCACACACCACACACAUGUCUCUGGUGGGCACGUUUCCCUGGAUGGCCCCUGAGGUCAUUCAGAGCCUCCCGGUGUCUGAGACCUGCGACACCUUCUCCUACGGCGUGGUCCUGUGGGAGAUGCUGACUCAGGAGAUUCCCUUCAAAGGUCUGGAGGGGCUUCAGGUGGCCUGGCUGGUGGUGGAGAAACAUGAGAGGUUGACGAUCCCCAGCAGCUGCCCAGCAAGUUUCGCCUGUUUGAUGAGAAGCUGCUGGGCGACUGAACCAAAAGAGCGGCCGCUGUUUAAACACAUCCUGUCCACACUGGAGUCCAUGUGGAGCGACACUCAGCUGCCUGACAAGUGCAACACUUUCCUGCAGAAUAAAGCCGAGUGGAGGUGUGAGAUCGAGGCGACUCUGGAGCGUCUGAAGCGUUUGGAAAGAGAUCUGAGCACCAAAGAACAAGCGCUGAAGGAGCGAGAGAGACGCUUGAAGAUGUGGGAGAGGAAACUGAUCGAGCAGUCAAACACACCGCUUCUUCCAAACCUGGCCAUUCACUCCUGGACAGAAGAGCAUGUGCAUUUCUGGAUGGAGCAGAUCUUUGAAGGUGACGGAGAGCUGCAGCAGUACGCCAAUGUCUUCAGACAGAACCACAUCACAGGACAGAGACUGCUGCUGCUGUCCGAGUCUGACAUGAGAGAUCUGGGUGUGACGUCUAAAGGACACAUCAUACACCUGAAGACUGAAAUCGAGAAACUGACCCACGACUACCUGAAUCUGUUUCACUUUCCUCCGCUGAUCAAGGACGGUUCGGCCUCUGAGGAAGCAGACGAGGACUGGAGCAAGACAGUGAACCUGGAGCUGGUGUUUGGGUAUCACUGGAAAGCAGGCACAGGACAAAAGGACUGCAAAUGGAAAAUGUACAUGGAGCUGGACGGGGACGAGGUGGCGAUAGCGUACAUCAAAGACGUGACCUUUAACGCCAACAGACCAGAUGUAGAUGUUUUAAAGAUGACCAAGCCUCCUUUCGUGAUGGAUAAAUGGAUAGUGGGAAUAUCUGGCACACAUACUGUUGACUACAUAGUGAACUAUGAGGGUAACGUGAAAUCUCCGAAGUGUACAAGACACGUUCACACAGUGCAGUGGAGUGCAGACAGCGGAAAAGACGUGAUCAAACCUGUGGAGCUGGUCAUCGAGACGGCGCCGGGCAUCAGGGAGGCGCACAACAGGAGCAGGUCCAACUCAGGUGUGGAUCCCAAAUGGAUUUACAGUCUGAGAAUGAAGCAGAUGAAAGAGCAGGCGGCCCAGGAGUCCCCCAGCAAAAUGAGCCUCCCUCAGUUCCUGUCCGUCAUCAGCAACCAGUCUUCAUAUGCGGCAGCUGUAAGAAGAUCUCCAAACCGCAGUCCUCUCAGUCCCUGGACCGACUCCCGCAGCUCCUCUCCAACUCUCUCCGUCAAACUCUCCAACAUGCACCUGGGCUCCAAAGGCAGCAGUCCGUCCAGCACCACCUCCGAGAGCGCAUCCGAACGCGAGCGGCCCCCGAGCGCUGGAGCCAAACACAACUACAACAAAAAACCCUACUACGAUCACCACACACUGAAGAUGAGCAGUAGAGGAGAUGGAGAACCCAGGAGGUUUCUGCCGCAGAGAGGAUCUAGAGGCUUCCAACAUGCUGGACGACCACGAAACGCACACUCAUACGCAACGCCACCGCACUACCAAAGGCCCAUACCGGGGAUGUCAAUGGCCGCUGAAGGGCCGAAGCAGAAAGUGGCGUCUGAGGAACCAGGGGAUGGGGACUGGAUUAAAGUAGAGAGGAAAAAGACAAACAAACAGGAGUGUAAAUAUCAGGAAGUGAGGCCGGUCAGAGGUCGGUCGCGUAGAGGUGGGAGAGGCGGUGGACGGGGGCGUAACUGAAUGUCUUUUGUGCUUUAGAACUUGCCUUUAUUUCUGCAGCAGUGGUUCUGGAAGUGUUUUUCCCAUUCAUUUUCCCAUAGGGAUUUUUUACUACUGUCUCGUAAUUAAGCCUUGAACCAAACCAAACCAAGUAGGUAUCGCUGGCUGCAUCCUCCAAGUGAGAGGGUAUAAACAGAGGUUGAAGCCAGCUCCAAGCGGGUGGGACUUGAGCUCCAAGUAGGCUGUACAAUCCUGGAGUUUGCAUUUAUUUAUUGUCUCGUACAUGACACAGAGUCCAAUAUUGUACUUUAUGAAUGUCUGCACCUACCCCGACCCUAAACCCAACCUCACAGUUACCUGCUGCCUUUUAACAUCUACACCUACCCCUACCCUAAACCCAACCUCAGAGUAACCUGAUGUGUUUCAUUAAUGUCUACACUAGAGAUGCGCGGAUCAGCUGAAAUGACACCUGAAUUCGCGGCUUCAUACAAAUCAUCCACCCGCCCGCACAUAUUGUUUUAUCUGAUAUAUGUAUCCGCACCCGACCCGCACCCGAUCAUCACUUGAAUAAUUUAAUUCUUUGUUUAAGGCAUGAUGAUGGGUCACCGUGGAUAUUAACAGCAGAUUGGGUGAGCUAUAAUCUGCGCAUCUCUGAUAGGAAAUAAUAUGUUAAGCUUAAACGUUUUUUAAGUAUUUAUUUAUAAAAACAGAAGUUUGUUUUUUGACAACAUUUUCUUCAUUUUUGAAUAGAGAAAGUAAAAAUAAGACAUUUUAGCUUUUACAGAUACAGGAACAAGAUAACAAAAAGGAUGCCACUUCAGCCUAAACGGCAGCUAUGUAGUGUUUACUUAGGGUGCUUUCACACCUACACUUUUGUUUCGGAACGUAUCUCGUUUGCCCAGUUAGCGCGGUUCG
Danio rerio (zebrafish) is the source of this 3478-nucleotide messenger RNA. It is a transcript of the gene map3k20a, whose product is annotated as mitogen-activated protein kinase kinase kinase 20a. NCBI's taxonomy places the organism in Eukaryota, Metazoa, Chordata, Actinopteri, Cypriniformes, Danionidae. The record is from RefSeq and is marked validated. Gene Ontology annotation, molecular function: kinase activity; ATP binding; protein kinase activity.